AUGAGCCCUUAUAUCCUAUUUGUUAUAUUAACUAGCCUAGGACUAGGAACAACCCUAACAUUUACUAGCUCCCACUGACUCCUUGCAUGAAUAGGAUUAGAAAUUAAUACACUUGCUAUUAUUCCAUUAAUAACUAAUAAACAUCAUCCACGCGCCGUAGAAGCUGCAACAAAGUAUUUCCUCACUCAAGCUGCAGCUGCAGCCAUUCUAUUAUUCGCAAGUAUCUAUAAUGCCUGAUACUCCGGACAAUGAUUUAUUCAAGAUAUAUCCUCACCGGUCUCUACAUUAAUAACCCUUGCCAUUGCUAUUAAACUCGGAAUUGCUCCUAUGCACUUUUGAUUACCUGAAGUUAUACAGGGAAUUUCUAUUAAUACCGGAUUAAUUCUAGUUACAUGACAAAAACUCGCACCACUUGCCCUACUUAUGCAAAUCUCCCAUAAUAUUAAGCCAGAACUACUUAUUAUUCUAGGCCUAAUAUCUACAAUUAUCGGGGGUUGAGGAGGACUUAAUCAAACUCAGAUCCGAAAAAUUAUAGCAUACUCUUCUAUUGCCCACUUAGGUUGAAUCAUCUCUAUCCUUCAUUUUAUACCAGCCCUUGCUAUAGUUAACUUAUUUAUCUACCUUAUUAUGACUAUUACUAUAUUCAUAACAUUUAACUUAUUAAACUCCCCAACAAUUAAUACCCUGGCCGUAAAUUGAUCCAAAUCCCCGAUCUUAGCCGCUACAAGUGCACUCGCCCUGCUCUCCCUAGGCGGACUACCGCCAUUAUCUGGAUUCAUGCCAAAAUGACUUAUUAUUCAAGAACUUACUAAUCAAGAACUUGCCCCAACAGCCACCUUGCUUGCCCUAUCAGCUUUAUUAAGCCUAUUCUUUUAUCUUCGACUUUCAUACUCAUUAUCUCUGACUAUUAUACCCAACACACAUCCUCAAACACUUAACUGAAAUAUAAAAAUUACCACCCCUCUACCUCUUUCCUUAAUAAUGAUAAUAACCCUUACCAUACUACCUAUUACACCAACUAUUAUUUCUUUAUUCUAG
Erpetoichthys calabaricus (reedfish) is the source of this 1038-nucleotide messenger RNA. Lineage: Eukaryota; Metazoa; Chordata; Cladistia; Polypteriformes; Polypteridae. The record is from the annotation of a RefSeq genome assembly.